AUGGCCCAGGAUGCGCGCCGGGGGUCGAUGCGCGCCACUCCUGCCGGACUCCUGCUGCUCACCCUUUCCCUCAUCUGCGGUCAGUCUGCUACUCUCAUGUUGCAAAGUCUCUCAGUUGUGUUCAGUUCGUGCCAUAUUUUGAAGCUCUCGGGUUCAUGGCUUUCUUCCCGUUCCCUCCUUUCUGCUUGCGUCUGUUUCCCACCUCCUUAUAGCUUUCACUCCUUUAACGACACAUUUUGCUCUCUCAAUCUGCUCUCUCAAUCUGCUCUCUCAAUCUGCUCUCUCAAUCUGCUCUCUCAAUCUGCUCUCUCAAUCUGCUCUCUCAAUCUGCUCUCUCGAUCUGCUCUCUCAAUCUGCUCUCUCAAUCUGCUCCCUCAAUCUGCUCUCUCAAUCUGCUCUCUCAAUCUGCGCUCUCAAUCUGCUCUCUCAAUCUGCCCUCUCAAUCUGCUCUCUCAAUCUGCUCUCUCAAUCUGCUCUCUCAAUCUGCUCUCUCAAUCUGCUCUCUCAAUCUGCUCUCUCAAUCUGCUCUCUCGAUCUGCUCUCUCAAUCUGCUCUCUCAAUCUGCUCUCUCAAUCUGCUCUCUCAAUCUGCUCUCUCAAUCUGCUCUCUCAAUCUGCGCUCUCAAUCUGCUCUCUCAAUCUGCCCUCUCAAUCUGCUCUCUCAAUCUGCUCUCUCAAUCUGCCCCCUCAAUCUGCUCUCUCAAUCUGCUCUCUCAAUCUGCUCUCUCAAUCUGCUCUCUCAAUCUGCCCCCUCAAUCUGCUCUCUCAAUCUGCUCUCUCAAAUCUGCUCUCUCAAUCUACUCCUUUAAUCUGCUCUCUCAAUCUGCUCUCUCAAUCUGCUCUCUCAAUCAAUCUGCUCUCUCAAUCUGCGCUCUCAAUCUGCUCUCUCAAUCUGCCCUCUCAGUCUGCUCUCUCAAUCUGCUCUCUCAAUCUGCCCCCUCAAUCUGCUCUCUCAAUCUGCUCUCUCAAUCUGCUCUCUCAAUCUGCUCUCUCAAUCUGCCCCCUCAAUCUACUCUCUCAAUCUGCUCUCUCAAUCUGCUCUCUCAAUCUGCUCUCUCAAUCUGCCCCCUCAAUCUGCUCUCUCAAUCUGCUCUCUCAAUCUGCUCUCUCAAUCUGCUCUCUCAAUCUGCCCCCUCAAUCUGCUCUCUCAAUCUGCCCCCUCAAUCUGCUCUCUCAAUAUUUACAUCGGCCUCGUUACAGCGGUUCAGCUAACGAAGGCAGCAUAUGGCGACGACACGAUCGUGCCUGUGCUGCAUUGCGCU
Closterium sp. NIES-65 is the source of this 1261-nucleotide messenger RNA. Lineage: Eukaryota; Viridiplantae; Streptophyta; Zygnematophyceae; Desmidiales; Closteriaceae. The record is from the annotation of a GenBank genome assembly.